Molecule: messenger RNA, 2582 nt
Organism: Cryptomeria japonica (Japanese cedar)
Lineage: Eukaryota; Viridiplantae; Streptophyta; Pinopsida; Cupressales; Cupressaceae
Exons: 4
Coding region: 113-2197 (694 amino acids)
Molecular function (GO): protein binding
Source: RefSeq, a predicted model, not a curated record
UUUGUCCACAAGCUUCCAUUCCAUUUCCUACAGCUUCUCUUCUUCAUCUGUUUGCACAAGGGUCUGUGGGUCUUUCAUGCAUUCAGAGGCUUCUCAAUUCUGAGCAGUCGCAAUGGACAGAAUGUGGAAGAGGCCCAACAACAGUAACAGUAGCAACAAUCCUCCAAGCCCAUAUGUGCAAAGGUUCUGUAAGUCUGCACCAUGUUCGCCUGCAAAGGAUAUAGUUAAAAAGACCAGUAAUGGCCCUGCUAGAGCUGAUUCCUUCCACGUUGUGCAUAAAGUACCUGCUGGGGAUACUCCAUAUGUCAGGGCCAAGCAUGUACAGUUGGUGGACAAAGAGCCUGACAGAGCAAUAGCUCUGUUUUGGGCUGCAAUUAACGCAGGAGACAGGGUAGAUAGUGCUUUGAAAGACAUGGCAAUUGUCAUGAAACAACAAAACAGGCCUGAAGAAGCAAUUGAAGCUAUUAAGUCACUGAGAAACCGUUGCUCUGAUCAAGCCCAAGAGUCUUUGGACAAUGUAUUGCUAGACUUAUACAAGAGGUGUGGAAGACUGGAUGACCAGAUUGCACUGUUGAAGCACAAGCUCAACUUGAUUCAUCAGGGCUUGGCAUUCAAUGGAAAAAGAACCAAAACUGCCAGAUCACAGGGGAAGAAGUUUCAAGUUUCUAUAGAACAAGAGGCUACAAGAUUACUUGGGAACUUGGGCUGGGCAUAUAUGCAACAGUCCAAUUACAUUGCUGCAGAGGCUGUAUACAGGAAAGCCUUAUCCAUUGAACUAGACAACAACAAGAUGUGCAAUCUUGGUAUAUGUUUAAUGCAUCAAGGAAGGGUUGUUGAGGCUAGAUCAAUGCUACAAAAUGUAAAGCCCGCAUCUGCAAAUGGUUUAUGGGGACUUGAUUCUCACUUGAAGUCCUAUGAAAGAGCCCAAGAGAUGCUAAGAGAGCUUGAAGGAAAACCAACCAACUAUAAUCCCCUAAAAGAAAACUCUGCCGUUGAAAGCCUCAAGUCCUCUGUGUGGCAAUCCCUGCCAUGUCCGUGGAAGCAUACUGAAAAUCAUCAGAAUGAAGAUGAGAAACUAAUUCCUGUCUCUGUGGAUUGGGAUGCUACUGCGCUCCAUGCAACAUCUGGAUUUGGACCAUUCACCUGCACUGAGAAUUGUGACUCAGACAAAGGUGAAGAUGGUUUCGGGAAUGAAAAUGUAAAUAUUAACACCAGCAUCAAUAUCUCAGCUCCCUCUAAAAGCAGGACUCCAUUUGGGUUACCUCCAAAAACAGAGAUCUUGAGCCAAAGGCUUGAUAAAAUUUGCUUGAAAGAAAAUGGUUAUGCGAAAGGUUCAGCUGUUCUUUCUCAGCCAUCUUCCCGUAGAGAUCAAUCAGGUCUGAAUAUUGCAGCUCCACCAUUUUUUUCUAAAAAUGCCAGUCAAGGAGACCAGCAGUCCUUAUUUUCAAAAGGUUUGGGACAAAACAUUGAGAAAAGGGCAUCUAUUGCAUCUAUAGGAACAAAUGAUCACCCUAGGAUGCCAUUCGAAGAAAAGAGAGUUUUGGGUACAGUACUCAAUGGAGCUACUACAAAAGCAAAGAGACCUAUAUUUCCAGAUCAAAGCUUGGAGACUGAAGCGAGUUCUUCAUAUGUAGACCAGAGAAUGGAGAAUGAAACAAUGUCUUCUUUUCUAGGCCAGAGUUUGGAGAAUGAAAUAAUGCCUUCUUUUCUAGGCCAGAGCCUGGAGAAUGAAACGAAGCCUUUUUUGGUUGGCCAGAACUUGCAGAAUGAAGCAAGGCCUUUUCUUCUAUGUCAGAGCUCGGACAUUGAGUCAAAAUGUUCGUUUCUAGGCCAGAGUUUGGAGGAAACGAGGCCUUCAUUCAUAGGCGGCCAUAGCCGGAAGAAUGAAAUGAGGCCUGCAACUAGGAGGUCACUCUCAUUUGAGUCCAUUGGUGUUGAUCUUCCUCCUUUGCCAAAUAAGGCCAUGAAAAUGACAAACAGCAACACAGAGCCCCUACUGACACAUGACAACAAUAUUGCUGAUCCAUGGGAUACUUUGGGAUUCAUUGAAGCUCCAGAUAGCAAGGACUUCGAACAAUUCGCGGCGCCGGCCUUCUCUGAGACACCUAAUUCAAUCCAUCCUACUCAGCAAAGGAAGUGUCAUGGCCGCCUUAGAGUCUUCCAGGAGAUGACACUUCCCCCAAGCCCGAAGGCCUGAACUAAAUAGGAGGAUGCUCACCUUGCAUAUUGCAUGCCCAAAUUAUAAAUAUUGUUUUUCCUAUUUCAAUCAUAUCUGAUAUGAUGUUAAUAUUUAAAUUGGCUAGUAUAGUAUGAUUAUAGCCCUCUGGACAUUUCGAAAGGGUGUGAAUUUUCUCCUAUCAGGAGAACCAAGGAAUGUAGACUGAAUAGAAUCAGCAGCAAAGUUGCGAAGAAUAUUUGACAGCACAAAAGUGCUGCAUCUUCCCGCUGCGAAAACAACAUUUAUUCAUUUAUUCAUUGAAGUGAGGAUUGCUGCUCAUACUACAUGUAUGGUAUGCAUAUAAAAUAUAUGUGAUUAUGCAUAUAAAAUAUAUGUGAUUUAUUAUGUUUCUUGAUUUUAUCUA